AUGUCCUCAUUCUCGGAGAAUAAUGUACCAGGCUCAGACUUCCUCCCACCGGAAUCAGCACAGGUACCAAAAUCAUUAUUCGGUGGACCAAGCAGUGAUGUCUUGCAACCCUCUUCUCAGCCUGAGAGAUCUCGGCCCUCGCUCUUUGGGGGUCCCUCAGCGCAGGAUACACUUCUAGGCCCCAUUCCCGAGUCCGAUAUGAUGGAUGAAACUUCAGAUCAAGUCGAAUAUGACCACGACAUGCUCAUGCCAGAACGGCCACUGGCAUCUGAUUUCGAUUCUAACGAGGAAGGCCUUCGGGCAAGUCCUCAUCGCGGAAGGAGGCGAUCACGGCGUAACUACAGCUCUCAGACCAUGCGGUCUAGCCCGCCAGCGGGUCUCAGUCAAACCACCCUCCAGACAGACCCCGAGCCGAUCCAUUACGUAGUGGAUCGUGGCCUCGACCUGCCGCCAGGAACUGAGCGACCAAAUUUAUUCCAGGGCGCCGCAAGCUCAUGGCGAAGGUACAAUGCUGAUGAAAUUGGAGCAUGUACCGCCAUGAUCACCGAACGGUCGAGAGAUUUAGGGGCUCACCUCUACAAUGCUCAUGCGAUUCGCAGGCGAAUACGCGACUCCGUUCAAAACAAAACGGAAACUAAUGAGAAGAAAACAUUCGCAGUUCCUAGACGAUGGACUGUAUGGCCUGUGCCCGCUGCACAAGUCCCGCGCCUGGAUGAGCGUCUUCACAACCACAUGGAUGAGACUGGGUCUAUGCGUAUGGCCCCGGAUCCACGGCCUAGCGCGGGCUUGGAAGAAUCUAUCACGGCAGUUCUUCUCAAGGCUGCCAAAAACAAAUACCGAGCUCGGGAGUGGGAUUACGAAGAUGUCAAAAGCGACCUCGACAAGAGAAUUCACAACAAGGAUGAUAUGAUGGCCGAGGAACUGGAGAAGAAGGAAUAUGGAAGACCAUUGAAUUCGACAACUAUGGAGCCGAUGAUGCAGGCUGAUGACGAUAAAUCAACCAAGCAACUACGUCCCCUAGCGCGCAACGUUAUCACCCAACUGGACAAACUUCUGUACGGUCUUCAUUGCGCCAUGAAAGGUCGAAAGUACGAUGAGGAAUCCGGAGCCGAGCAUUCAUCAGAAGAAGACGAAGCAGAUCGCACCCCACGAAAGAAAAAAAGUGAGAAUAGAAGUGAAUCCCGUGGCAGGAAACGGGUUCGAAAUGGCUCCCCCCGGAAGCAACAACGACCUCUCUCAGUCAAUGCCCAGGAAUUGUCAGAAAAAGACACCGAGACUGCUCUACCAGAUCCAUCCGAGGUGCGAGAUUCGUCCUGCGACUCGAUCGAAAGCCUAGAGGGAAAUCAUUACAUCAAGGGCAGGCUCCAACUGCGCGACUGGAGUGAGGUGAUGGGCCUAGCAUCGAUGAUGGGUCUUCCUUCCACGGCCGUGACGCGUGCCUCGAAACGAUGUGCCGAUCUCUUUGGCGAAGACAUGGAAUUCCACACAAUGGCCGAGGGCAGGGUCAAAAAGAAACGCAACAACGACGAGCAGUGGGUCUACACCUACACCGAGAGUGAUUCCGACGAUGAAUCAGCGCCAGCAACACCACAGCCCAAGUCGCGGGCAAAAUCCAAGAAAGCCUACAAGCCUCGAUCCGAGCCAAAAGCAACAGCAAAGAAAUACAGGCCGAAGAAAGCAAAGACACCUGCGAUUGUUCCUCCAUCUGCGUCCGCAUCACCGGUCCCCGAGGCUGCCAUGAUCCGAGAACCAGCCCCGAGCAAGGAGCCGAAACGGACGAGACCGGGUCUUGGGAAGGGUGAUCACCGCAAACUGGAUAUUGUUUGUCCUUUUGAGGGCUGCAGUCGACAUACGAAAGGCUUCUCGCGGACAUGGAAUCUCAAUCAGCAUUUGAAGAAGGCUCAUCCUUCAUAUGCACUUUCUGGAAACGAAAGGUCGCAGUCUCGCGCUGGGACUACUCGUGAGGAUGAGGACCUGAUUCAGGUAGAUUAG
This is a messenger RNA of Penicillium olsonii, 1992 nucleotides long. Lineage: Eukaryota; Fungi; Ascomycota; Eurotiomycetes; Eurotiales; Aspergillaceae. The record is from the annotation of a GenBank genome assembly.